AUGAUUUUUGUUCUUUCCAUUACCGUCACACAUACGGGCACGUAUGAGGAGGCCAAGCCUCUGCUCAUCCGCUCGCUGGCCAUCAGUGCGGAACUGCUGUACAAUAGGGCACAGGAGAUCUUGGAAAAGUUGUUGGGGCGGGAGCAUCCCAAUAUUGUUAUUGUUUUGAACAACCGGGCGAUGAUGUUGUGGAAUCAGAGCAAGUUCGGCGAGGCGGACCCAUUGUACGUGAGAGCUAUCGCUGUUGGAGAGAAAACGCUGGGUCCCGAGCACCCAAAUCUUGCCGCGUGGCUCAACAACCGGGCGGCGUUGUUGUACAAGCAGGGCAAGUACGACGAAGCGGAACCGCUGUACAAGAGGACGCAGGAGAUCUGGGAGAAUUCGGGAGCAUUCAAACAUUGCCAUAAUUUUGAACAACCGGGCGAGGUUGUUAGGGAAUCAGGCGGGUGGUGUCCCAAGGUGCAAAUCACCGCCGAGACGGUGGUAGUGGCGAGAGGCAAGAACCGAGCUCUGCAGAGAUGGAUUGAUGCGAGGAAACUCGCCGCUCAGAAAAUACGGAAGAAGGCACACACGCAACGCGAGGCGGACCGAGGGAGACACGAGACCGCAGCGGCCGUCAAGGCGGCUGCGAAGAAGAAGGCACGGGAGUGCGACCUAUCGUUCGGCACGUUCAACGUACGCACGCUCGCCUACAGCGGGAGCGACUGGGUGUCUCGUCUAGGAGAGGAUCUCGUGGCCUUCAACAUGGGAGACGAAAAGGAAUGGGGCAAAUGGAAAGUGAGCGCCAAGGACCCGGAGGAGGCGGAAGCGUCCGCGAAGCGCCAGCGCCCGAGGGAAGCAGAAGCAGAGAGUACGGCCACCUCAGGACCGAAGAGAAAGAGAGUCGGGGAAGCGGCGGUCGGGGGUAAGAAACGGCAACCGGACACUACUGUAGAAGCGAGUAGGGCGGCCGAGGCAGCACUUGUGGCGAACUAUGUACCCGGCUGAUGUUGUUGCGCCCUGUUUCCCUCCCUGCUGUAUGCUUUACUCCUUUAUGUAUGUCCUUUGUAUUGCCUUCGGCCUCUGUGCUGUGUUUCUUUUUUUCAUGUCCUCCCUGCCUACUCUGCUGUGUUGGGUACCUUGAUCUCGCCUUUGCUGUUGCUUUUGUUUUUGUACCUCUGGCUGUCUGCCUAUCUGCCGCCUCUUUGUCCUGUUUGCUCCGUUACUCCCAUGCCCUGGUGCGCAGUGCCUGGUGCUGAUACGUUACCCUUUGAUUUUUCUUAAGGCGGGUGUGGCAAGCGUCCUUCUUUAUUUUUGUUUUUGUGGUAUUUUGAUCGGUUUCCGAGGGCUCUUUUCUCGAACGGUCGGUGCGGUACCUGCUCUUUUCUUUCC
Messenger RNA from Ectocarpus sp. CCAP 1310/34, 1371 nucleotides. Lineage: Eukaryota; Phaeophyceae; Ectocarpales; Ectocarpaceae. The record is from the annotation of a GenBank genome assembly.